AUGAACGCAUUUAAGAAGAAGGAGCGCGAAAUUUUACAACAGUUGGAAGCGCAGGAAGAUAACACAGCAGAAAUCCACGAAACGUUCACCAAUCUUAGGCAAGAAGUUGAAAUGAAAACAAAGAAGCUGAAAAAAUUGUUUGCGAAGUUGCAGCAGGUUCGCGCAGAAAUUGGUGAUGCUGGAACGAGUCAUUCGCAGGAAAGGAGAGACCUGGAAAAUUCAGUCACCGAAAUUAACAAAGAAUUGAAAUUGAAGUUGCUGGUCGUGGAAAAUUUCGUGCCGCAGGAUGUUCGUGAUCGAAUUCGAGAAAGAGCAUACUGGGAUGAAGACGAAGAUAACUGGAAACUUCUGAAGGUUGGGCAGAGCCGACCUCGGAGUACUACUUCCGAAGAAUUAUGCCGGUCGGGUGGUGCAGAUUCUGGACUGGGUAUCAGCGACACUUCGACCAGUGUUGAUUCGCUUGCUCAAGAUUUGCUCAAUAACAGACCGGUAUCAGUGCCCGGAAUGAGGCGGCCAAUGUGUGAUCGCGAGCGAAUAUGCUUGGCGAGGUUACGUCAGUGGUUAAAUUCGCAGUCCAGACACGGUCAGCCAAGAUCCGUUAAUUAUCCAGAUGAAGUGCUGCGAUAUUGUGGCGAGAAUGUUCUAACAUUCACUUGUUUGGAAAAGUUGCCGAGGAAGACUCGGGUGUACGAAGCUUCUGAAGCUGAAGCGGGAUUUCAGGUGUGUUUUACGACUUUAGCAUUCCAGAAGCUUCGAAUGACUUCAGUUUACAUUCUCCAAAUUAAUGAUCGUUUAGCAGCAAUAAUAGCUUUCCGAGCUGUUAAAAAGGAAAGAGCAUCUCUUCUUAGCGUCUUAUGUCUGCAGUGGUACCAUUUUCUAACAAAGCGUAUUUUAUAGCU
Molecule: messenger RNA, 899 nt
Organism: Gongylonema pulchrum
Lineage: Eukaryota; Metazoa; Nematoda; Chromadorea; Rhabditida; Gongylonematidae
Source: the annotation of a GenBank genome assembly